Ixodes scapularis (black-legged tick) is the source of this 2119-nucleotide messenger RNA. RefSeq names its product MFS-type transporter SLC18B1. The coding region runs from base 92 to 1609 and encodes 505 amino acids. The record is from RefSeq and is a predicted model, not a curated record. Lineage: Eukaryota; Metazoa; Arthropoda; Arachnida; Ixodida; Ixodidae. Gene Ontology annotation, biological process: transmembrane transport. Gene Ontology annotation, molecular function: transmembrane transporter activity. The transcript is spliced from 15 exons.
GGAUAGCGAUAGAUAAGACACGUUUCGCGUGGUACGCACGUAUCCUCUAACUGGACAAAAGAAACGAAGUACGCGGCGCAUAGUCUCUCUGAUGACGUCGUCGUCGCCGCCUGCAAAGUGGAGACCGCUGGAGUGUCUGGAAGAAAAGACACGGGAGAAAGACGUGCCAGCCGAUCCCCAGCUGGACAGGCUGUUGGGAAGGAUGGACCGAAAUCCCACUGGCAUAACGACGUCAGCCGCGCAAAAUGUGACGUUUGUAGGACUCCAACGAGACGUCGACACCCAAUACAUGACUGGCUCCAAGAUGUACGAAGUUCUUGCUGCACUCAAGAGGAUGGCUUGGAUUGUGCCGUUAGCGUACACUUAUCUAUGGACAGCCGCCAUCUUUGCCAUGUUCCCGCCAUUUUAUCCGGGGUUGGCUACAUCUCGAGGUCUGGAGGCUUGGAAGUUUGGCUUCGUGUUUUCCGCGCUCAAGUGCGGAAUGAGUUUGGGAUCGUUUUCAAUAAGAAAAAUGAUGACCUGGCUCUCUCCAACAAAGACCUACCUACUCGGCCAAGCUGGGGCGCUGCUAUUUUGCCUGUGUUUCGGGUCGCUGUAUUGGGCUCCGAGUGCCAAUAGCCUGCUGUGGCUAUCGCUCUUUACAUUUAUAUUAGGAGGGAUUUUUCUCAUGAUUCUAAUUGUUACCAUGUAUGCCGCCGCAAACAGCGUCUGCUCUAGCAACCCUGGUGUCUUAGCUGGAACGAUGGAGGCAAUUUAUGGAAUAGGAAAUAUGAUUGGAUCAGUCACCGGAGGAGCUCUGAUUGACCUUUGGGCCUUUCCACUGCCGUUUUUUGUGGUGGGUGUGGUUCAAGCUCUGUCUUCACCAUUUGUUGCAAUCUAUGGAAUAAUUCCCAAAGAACGGCCGCAAGAUAGUGCACCGAAAGCCCGGAUUAUGCAAAAAAUCGAAGGCGCAAAAUUCUGGUUCUUGCUCACUGACCCCGAGUUUUUGGUUUGCGCCAUAAGUUUUGCCUUUAACUGGAUUCUUAUGGGAUUCAACCAAACUACCCUGGAACCACAUCUUUCGCAGUUUCAGUUAAGCAGCACUCAUCUUGGUGAAAUCUACAUGGUGCAAUCUGCAGGUUACGUCAUUGCGUCUGUGCUUUCUGCUAUUUUCUGCAACAUGCAGAAGGAACGAUCAUUUUUGUUCGUUUGCCACGUCAUGGCGGUGGUUGCAUACUUGAUUGUUGGGCCCAUUCCGUAUAUUCCAAUUUCACCGAAUCUAUGGAUGGCAGGCUCGGCGCAAUUGGGCAUUGGAAUCGCAACGUCUGCAUACUUCGUUUGUUCCAGCUGUCUUCUAAAUACUACGGCAUUAAGCCGCGGAUGCCCGGACAAUCUUCAAACCACUAGCUUCGUGUCGAGCGUUACAUUCGGAUGUGCAGUACUUUGUGCUUGCAUUACGGCGCCAACUGCCGGCUACGUUUCGGGGACUUAUGGAUACAGAACAGCCAGCAUGGUCCUUUUCGGAGUACUUUUUGCCUGGACACCAGUCCUCUUGAUCUUGUGGCUACGACCAAGUUUGUUGCGAGGAUCAAAAAGAUUCCGGUAUCCCUCGCAAGAAAACUACAUGUAAUGAUUGCAUAAGCUAUACCCGUAAAAGUUUCUUUUCUGCUAACCGAUCUUUCUGGGUCAGCAAAAAGUUCAUUCAAAUUCUAAAGAAACAACUUUACCGGCUUUUGAUCUUUAAAAUUUAUGCCAGAUUGGAAAAGCCUGCUGCAAGAACUAUCCGAUGUUGGUCUAGGCGCUGUUGCAACUCUUCGUCCCAAUCCCCUCUUUUAGAAUAUAAAACUAAAUAAAUAUAAUAUUUAUAUUUAUCUAUAUACAGUGCGGUCUGCACAGGGCUUACGAGAAACCGCAGGUGACUGACUGCCUAGUAAAAACAAUUAUUUGUAGGGCACGCACCUGGCAACCUUGAGAUACCUGUUCGACGAGCUGUCGGACUGCUAAAGCCAAUUUUGAGAUCUAUAGAAAUGCACGCACCGGCUGAAACACUUUGGUAGAAUACAUGACGAACAAGAAACAACAAAAGAAACACUUCCAUUGAAGGCCGACGGGAAACCAUGAAUAAAAGAACUCUCCCUAA